Microthlaspi erraticum is the source of this 981-nucleotide messenger RNA. The record is from the annotation of a GenBank genome assembly. Lineage: Eukaryota; Viridiplantae; Streptophyta; Magnoliopsida; Brassicales; Brassicaceae.
AUGGCGAUGAUCUCCGAUCUUCCUAGGGAAUUGCGUGAGGAUAUUGUCUUAAGACUUCCAUUCGAAUCUCUGAGAGCACUGCGGUUAACUUGUAAGAAGUGGGAUACGUUAUUGAAAAGUCGGAGACUUACAAAGAUGCACUUUGAAAAAGCAGCAGCAACAGCAGCAAGGGAAAGAGAGUCUCAGAUGAUCAUGUUAAUGGAUCACAAUCUUUAUUUAAAGAGUGUCGUCUUCGACGUUGAUCCAUCAAUAAAACAUAGAGGCAAACUUACUUGCCUUGGCGAACAAGUUAAGAUAUCUAGAGUUUUUCACUGUGACGGUUUAUUGUUAUGCAAGUUGAGAGACAAUAAUAACAAGGUUGUGGUUUGGAAUCCGUAUACGGGGCAAACAAGGUGGAUCGGGCCCAGACGUACUCAGCGGGAAGAGAAAGGUACGAACAUUUACAUGUACGCUCUCGGUUACGUGAAUAAGAGGAACAAAUCUCGUCGUCGUAGCUACAAAAUCUUGAAGAUUGUCUAUGAAAUGUACUCCAUCCAUUGCCAUAGAGUUUUCUAUGAAAUCUAUGAUGUUGACUCUGGUUUAUGGAGAACUCUUGAUAUCCCUGAACGUACAUGGUACGUGAAUUUUGAUGAUAUUAGCGUUUCUCUCAAGGGAAACACUUACUGGUGUGCUAUUGGAAACGUACUCGGUCCACGUGAGCAUCUCGUAAUCUGUUUUGAUUAUACACGUAAGAGAUUUGGUCCGUUAAUGCAACUGCCCUUUACUGCUAGGAAGGAAGACCACGUGACUUUAUCUUGUGUUAGAGAAGAGAAGCUUGCGGUCUCAUUACAGCGCCAGAGUGGUAAUCCUUGUAGGAUUGAAAUAUGGAUUACUACUAAGAUUGAUACCAGAAAGUUGUCGUGGAGCAAGUUCUUGACAAGGGAUAUGGAACAAGUCUUCGAUUGUUAUACAUAUAUAUACUUUCCCCCAAGAAAAAGAUAA